UCACCUCACCUCACCUCACCUCACCUCACCAACACAUCUCACAAACUCCUCACCACCAAUACCACACACACACACACAGAAAUCCACCCAACCUCGAAUCCACCAACAAUGUCAAUUAUCCAAUCCCACACGUCCGCCUCCCUCACCGACCACUGGCGAACCAUUGACAUCGACGCCCUCGACCCCGAAUCCUCGCGUAACUUCCCCAUCGCCACCCUCGCAGCGCCGCCGAGUGGACCGAGAGCGCUUGAUGCCCAGAGUGUGAGGGGGUUGUUGAGGGGAGGGGAUGCGGAGGGGGCGCUGAGGGGGGCCGUGGGGUCGGGGGUUGAUAAGUACGCGCAACUUCAGAUCGUCAUCGAAGUCCUCCAGUCUAUCAAGGCUGCGGACAUGACGCCGCUUCUGCGCAGCGUGUAUGCCUCUGAGGGCGGAUCGGAUGUGCUGGAUUCACUGAUGAAGUACUUAUACGCAGGCAUGGCAGCACCAACGCAGCGACAGGGCGAGAGCAGCGGCGCUGCGAUGAGCGUGCUUCUUAGCUGGCAUGAGAAGGUUGUUGAGGUUGCGGGAUUGGGGUGUGUGGGGAGGGUGAUGACGGAUCGCAGGACUACCUAG
Messenger RNA from Pseudogymnoascus destructans, 609 nucleotides. RefSeq lists its product as uncharacterized. Gene Ontology annotation, cellular component: Arp2/3 protein complex; actin cytoskeleton; cytoplasm. Gene Ontology annotation, biological process: regulation of actin filament polymerization; Arp2/3 complex-mediated actin nucleation. The record is from RefSeq and is a predicted model, not a curated record. Lineage: Eukaryota; Fungi; Ascomycota; Leotiomycetes; Thelebolales; Thelebolaceae. Gene Ontology annotation, molecular function: actin filament binding. The transcript has 3 exons. The coding region runs from base 109 to 609 and encodes 166 amino acids.